GCUGACCGGCGGGCAAGAUGGACGCCGAGAGCCUCCUGCUGUCUCUGGAGCUGGCGUCGGGCAGUGGGCAGGGCCUGAGCCCGGACCGUCGGGCUUCGCUGCUCACUUCCCUCUUGCUGGUUAAGCGCGACUAUCGCUACAGUCGGGUGCUCUUCUGGGGCCGCAUCCUUGGCCUGGUCACCGAUUACUACAUCGCGCAGGGCCUGAUUGAGGACCAACUUGCACCGCGCAAGACACUGUACAGUGUGAACUGCAUGGAGUGGAGCCUCUUGCCCCCUGCCACAGAGGAGAUGGUGGAGCAGACGUCAGUGGUGAAGGGCCGCUUCAUGGGGGACCCCUCACAUGAGUAUGAACACAUCGAGAUGCAGAAGGUGAACGAGGGUGAUAAAGUCUUUGAAGAAGAAGUAGUGGUCAGGAUCAAGGAAGAGACCCGCUUGGUGUCCAUCAUCGACCAGAUUGACAAGGCUGUGGCUAUUAUCCCCCGAGGUGCCCUCUUCAAGACCCCUUUUGGACCCAUCCAUGUCAAUCGGACCUUUGAAGGACUGUCUGUGUCCGAAGCCAAGAAGCUCAGCUCCUACUUCCACUUCAGGGAGCCUAUUGACCUGAAGAAUAAGACCUUGCUUGAGAAGGCUGACCUAGACCCCUCAUUGGACUUCAUGGAUUCUCUGGAGAAUGACAUCCCCAAAGGGUCCUGGAGCAUCCAGAUGGAGAGGGGCAAUGCCCUGGUGGUGCUGCGCAGUCUGCUCUGGCCAGGCCUCACCUUCUACCACACCCCUGGCACCAAGAACUGUGGCUAUAUCUACGUGGGCACCGGUGAGAAGAACAUAGACUUGCCUUUCAUGCUGUAGGAGAGGCCAGCCCAGGAACUUUUUAUGUAGAGCAUAAAAUUAUUUUCAUACAUUUCAGUGAAGCUGGUCUGUUUGUUCUAUCCUGCCUCUUCCCCUCAUCUCCACCUCCAUCUGGUGUCCAGGCUCUGAGGACACCACAGCACUAAAGCAAGUGGCAGAAGAUCAGAAUGUGCUAACAAGAAUGAAUGGAGGGUGGAAAUGGCUGUGGAAGGUGACAGCCAGGAGCCCUCUGAGGAAGGCAGCUCCUAGACUCAGAUUAAGUCAUAUGGGGGCCAGGCAGCCCAUCUCUACCCCCCCACCCGCCCCGUAGCCCUUAGGCCUAAGACUAAAUGGACGAUGGUAACCUGUCUGGCCCAUGAAAUCCCUUCGGUUUA
Messenger RNA from Artibeus jamaicensis (Jamaican fruit-eating bat), 1222 nucleotides. It is a transcript of the gene RSPH9, whose product is annotated as radial spoke head component 9. Gene Ontology annotation, cellular component: axoneme. NCBI's taxonomy places the organism in Eukaryota, Metazoa, Chordata, Mammalia, Chiroptera, Phyllostomidae. The record is from RefSeq and is a predicted model, not a curated record. Gene Ontology annotation, biological process: motile cilium assembly; cilium movement involved in cell motility; axoneme assembly. Bases 18 to 848 code for a protein of 276 amino acids. The transcript has 5 exons.